UCCCUCUCGAACGAACGCCAUCGAAGCUCUCCCUUCGCUUCCUCUCGACCGGAGGAGCUUCCAUCGAAUCGGGAGAUCCCAGAGCCUAACUGGGCCGUCGGAGUUGCGCUACGGGCAUGGCGAAGGUCAGCGCCGCCGCGUCCGUCGCCGCGGUGCUGUGCAUGGUCCUCGCGUGGGCAUGGAUUCCCGCCGCGGAGUGCGCCAAGAAGCCGGCCUCCGCCGCCCGGAAGGAGGACGUCCCGUUCAUAAGGUGCCAAGUCUGCGAGAGGCUCGCGUCCCAGCUGCAUCGCCAGGUGCAGCAGAAGCAGGCCCGGAUCUCUCCCAAAAAGAUCUCGGAGUAUGAAGUGAUUGAGAUCGCCGAGAACGUUUGUAAUUUGAAGAAGGAGGAAGCUGAUUGGAUGCUCAAGAUUGAUAUCGUCGAGCAAGGGGAUAAAUUGGAGCUUGUAGACCAAGAUACUGAAGGGAUAUGCAAUUCCGAGUGCAAGACUAUCGAAAGAGCUUGUCAAGAGGUCAUGGGUUACUCUGAUACUGAUGUUGCUGAGUAUUUAUAUAACUCAAAGCCCCAAAUUGAUUCACUGGUUGAUUUUCUCUGUAAAGACCUCAGUAGAGCAUGCAGUUCCAAGCCCCCUCCGGUUCCUAAGGAUAGGACUCCCGGAGAAGCUUUUAUGCCCAAACCAGCUAAGGAUGCUGAGAUGGAGAAGAUCAUGAGAUCGAUGGAGGGUAUGCCGGGAGCACCCAACAUGAAGAUGUACUCCAGGGACGAAUUGAUGAACAUGAAAAACUUAGGUGUGGAAGAUGACGAAGAAGAAGACGAAGACGAGGAUAGACACUUCCCCUCAAAAUUGGGAAAAGUUUUGAGAGAGAAGGAGAGCAGUAAGGGUGAUUGGAAGCAGAAACUAAGAGAAGGCAUCAAAACUACUGGGGAAGUAUUAAAGAGACAUGCAGACAAAGUCUCCUUCCGAUUACAGAAAUGGUGGAGAGGGAUUAGAAGACCAGACUCGAAGAAAAAUUCAAAGACUGGCAAGUCAGAACUCUAAUGCCCGAAUAUCAGACCUUUGAAGAAAGCAAUACUUGAGCCUCCAGGGUAUAAUCUUCAUGUCCGGCUGGUGUAUCGGUAUAUAAUGUACAAGGCCCUUAAGAGCGGAAGAUUCGAGUUGUUCCAAGAGGUUGAGAGCGCAGAACAUGUUCUUUUCUUUCCCCUUAAAACUGCUUCGGUUUCCUUCGGUACUAAGAUGGAACGAAAAUGCGGAAUUUUGAUCUUGUUUCGACA
Molecule: messenger RNA, 1270 nt
Organism: Syzygium oleosum
Lineage: Eukaryota; Viridiplantae; Streptophyta; Magnoliopsida; Myrtales; Myrtaceae
Exons: 7
Coding region: 117-1037 (306 amino acids)
Source: RefSeq, a predicted model, not a curated record